Molecule: messenger RNA, 1358 nt
Organism: Fomitopsis serialis
Lineage: Eukaryota; Fungi; Basidiomycota; Agaricomycetes; Polyporales; Fomitopsidaceae
Exons: 7
Coding region: 59-1273 (404 amino acids)
Source: RefSeq, a predicted model, not a curated record
CGACGUUCAAUUUUCUCUGACUUCUCCCUUGCAACCCAUGACAAGUUGAAGUCGCUGUAUGUCGCGGGCCAACAGUACUCACGACAAUGCUGCUGCAGGAGCCGAGGAGCCGGGAAUCAUGACAGAGGUAAUUCGGGCUAUGAGCAGUGAGCUCAGAAGGGCUCGUACGGAGCAGGAUCGACUACAUGCCGAGAACGAGCGACUGCAGCAAGAGCUCGACGGCGCGUGUCUAACGCUGCGAGCGCUCAGGGAAGGUGAAGACGAGAAGUCACCGACGGUGGAUCAUACUCGCUAUUCGAAGCUAUACGAAGAGGCACGCCAAGAGAUUGACAGGCUCACUCAAGAGAGAGAUGGGGAAAGAUCCCAUCAUGAAGUAGCUAUGGAGGAAAUACAAGGGAAGCCUCAGGAAUUGAGCCGAAUUCGGAAUGCAACUGCGAAUGCAUUUGCAGAGUUGUCGGAAGUCAGAGCGCCAUCGUCUCGAAAACGAAAAGAAAGGACAGAGGACGACCACACCCCGAUCAUUACGCAGGAGGCGAAGGCAAAACGUAGGCAAACCUUAGAGUCUCAACCCGAUCUGCCGGCUUCUGAGGCUGGUCCCGCGGUGCAUACUCAGGCACUCACUAUCCAAGAUACACACGCAAACCUCAGUAAAGAUACACUGGACGUCCGAAGCUUCCUCGAUGUGAAUCAGGGUGAGAUAUUGAAAGAGCCAUCCUUACGACAUUGCCAAUGGCUCUCUGGGCACGAGAAGUGGACAGACUUCAAGGCCAAGCUGGCUUCAGCACGCCUCGACCUCCAGACGAUCUAUUGUCCGCCCGAGAGCAUCAUCUGGUCUCCGCGGUCAACCAUGCGUUGUUUAUUUAUCCACCCCUUACAUUGCUACGUCUCAGAGACCAGAAGCUACCGGCCGUUUGACUACAAAGCAUUCUUGGGAUCAGGUCAAACUCGAGACGUAUGUUUGCUUCAAAAGCUUGAAGAUGGAGAUGCCACCGGCUGCUACUGUGGCACCUUUAGAUGCGUAGGCGCGUCGAAUCUGUCUUUUCAUGAUGUAUGCCAGCUUGGACUAUCCGGCCAGGUAACUACGAGUGUGAUCUCGGAACUAUACCUAGCUGACAUCAUAUCCAGAACGUUUUGCUCUCUUAUUUGGUUCGCACAGUUAUCGUGUUGGGAACCUUCGUCCCGCCCGAAAGCGGUGCAUCCAAAUCACAAGUCCUCAGACAACUGCUCCGUGAUGGAAGCCUGCUUCUACGCUGCCACAAGCUGGAAUUCAUAGGACGGAACGAUGAGCUCAGCAGAUUGUUCAUCGAAUGUGGAGGUAGCAAAUCGGGGCAGAUGUAAAUCAUUGCUGCUGAAGAGGG